Molecule: messenger RNA, 546 nt
Organism: Radiomyces spectabilis
Lineage: Eukaryota; Fungi; Mucoromycota; Mucoromycetes; Mucorales; Radiomycetaceae
Exons: 2
Coding region: 1-546 (181 amino acids)
Molecular function (GO): metal ion binding; mRNA binding
Source: RefSeq, a predicted model, not a curated record
AUGACGGACGAAGGCUCCCAUUUCAACCGGAUUAAACAAACUACACUGUAUAAAACUGAAUAUUGCCGAAAUUGGGCCGAACUAGGUCACUGUCGCUAUGGCAGGAAAUGUCGUUAUGCUCACGGUGACAGCGAGCUACGAACAAUCCCAAGACACGAUCGUUACAAAACCCAAAUUUGUCGUGCAUACCAUGUCGAAGGAGCCUGCCCUUACGGAACUCGUUGUACCUUCAUUCACGAUAUUGAUCGCCCUUCGUUCUCGUUUGUCAGAAACGAAUCCCGCUUUUUCGCCAACCCUGAUCGGCCUAUCUGGAAUUCCAAACUCGGCUUGGUUAUCGACCACCCGAUCUCGAACACACCUGCCGCAUUGCCUCGCAUGAUUAGCUUGUACACAGCAUUCGCUAAAUCACCUUUCAAACGACGUUACAGUGGCAGUAGCAGUUCUUCAUCGUCCUCUUCAACCGCCUCCUCCUUUUCUUCCAUUGGCUAUAGCAGCAUUGAAACCGAAGAGGAAACCAUACUUCCAUGGAUAAAGUAUAUCCCUUGA